CGCAGAUUGCCUUCGACUGGUUGGAUCAAACCACGAGGGUACUAAAGAACUUGAGGAUCCCAGAAGCUGAUCGCCCCGAGCUAGCUGUCCAAUUGCUGCGUAAAGGGGCAUAUGAGUGGGUGGAAGAGAGCAAGUGAGAAUGCCCCUGAACCAUUGACAUGGGCAUAUUUCGAUAGUUCUUUCCAGAAAGAGUACAUUCCGCCUCGUUUCCGGGAAGGAAAAUGGGCUGAGUUCGUGGCUUUGAGUCAAGGAGACAUGACACUCCCUGAGUUUCGACAGAGGUUUGAUCACUUAGCCCAGUUUGCUGGAACCUUGGUGGAGAAAGCCGGGAAGGGGCUGAUCGCGUGGAAGAAGAGCUUGCUCGGUUCAGAGGAGCCGAGCACCCAGAACAAGGGCGUCGGCACGACGGGUGGCAAGCGAACCCUCGGAGGAGGUCACAGCAUGCAGCAAUCCAAAAAGACUAAGAGAUACCGCUCUGACCCUUCUCAUAUACUACCCGAAGGGACAGUCACCCUCGAUGAGAGCUUGUCCUAUGAAGAAGAGCCCGUGCAGAUAUUGGCGCGUGAAGUAAAGGAGCUGAGGAACAAGUCCGUUCCCUUGGUCAAAGUGCUCUGGAGGAACCACUCCACGGAAGAAGCAACCUGGGAGACCGAGGAGUCCAUGCGAACCCACGUCAAUGCUGAGCGUGUAGUUGUUUGUGAGCUACACGCAGGUCCUUCACAUGGACGGAUUUGGCCUCCAGUGGACUGCUCCAACUUGAUGGGUCCCUCAAAUGGACGGAUUUUGCCUCAAGAGGACCGCUCCAUCCUCAUGGCUCCUUCACAUGGACGGAUUUGGCCUCCAAUGGACCGCUCCAACUUCAUGAGUCCCUCAAAUGGAUGGAUUUUGCCUCAAGUGGACCGCUCCAUCCUCAUGGCUCCUUCACAUGGACGGAUUUGGCCUCCAGUGGACCGCUCCAACUUCAUGGGUCCCUCAAAUGGACGGGUCAAGCCUCAGGUGGUCCGUUCCGAGUUGUAUAAGUUGAUAAAAGUAAUAAUGUAAAAGAAUAUAAAGUAGAGGUCAGUAG
Cuscuta campestris is the source of this 1066-nucleotide messenger RNA. The record is from the annotation of a GenBank genome assembly. Lineage: Eukaryota; Viridiplantae; Streptophyta; Magnoliopsida; Solanales; Convolvulaceae.